AUGUCGCGCCGGAACGGCGUCCCCGCCACGCCGCGGGUCAUAUCCCCCAGCCCGACGCCCUCGGAGCGCCUCGAGGACGCGGCUUCGUCGCAAGACACAUACUCUGCCCCGGUGACGCGAUCAUCGGUGAGGAAAAGAGUCAGCACGCCGCAGCCCGUCGAGGAACACUUGGAUGAAGAUGAGCAAGACGAAGGGCCAGACCUCCGGAGGGCCCGGACCAGGAGUCGGAGCCCCAUGGCCUCGCGCAGGCUCUCCGGCCUGACGGCCAUACCCACGCUUACUCCCAAGACCAAGACGACCCCGAAGAAGGCAUCAUCAGCAGGCGACGUUCCCGCAAACGGCAACAUCGUCGCGUCCAACGGCCACUUGUCGCCAGCAUCGGCAAUAUCUCCGGGUUGGAGCUGGCGCGACUUCAGUCGGAGUCCGAGCCCGCUUGGCCUGAUCCCGAUCCACCGCCACUGGCGAAACUUUGUCCACCGGCACGAGGUGCCGCGCAAGCUCUUGCACGUUUCCAUCGGAUUUCUUGUCAUAUGGCUCUACGCGUCCGGGGUCCAGACCCGGUCCGUCGCUCCCUACCUCAUGGGCGCGCUCAUCCCCAUCGCCGCGACCGACUACGUGCGGCACCACUAUGCGCCUUUCAACCGGCUGUACGUGCGCGUGCUCGGCGCCCUGAUGCGCGAGAGCGAGUUCUCGGGGUACAACGGCGUCAUCUUCUACCUGCUCGGGGCCUGGAUCGUGCUCUACUUCUUCCCCAAGGACGUGGGCGUCAUGAGCACCCUGCUGCUCAGCUGGUGCGACACGGCCGCCAGCACCUUUGGCCGUCUCUACGGGCGGUACACGCCGCGCAUCCGCCGCGGCAAGUCCCUCGCCGGAUCCUCGGCCGCGUUCCUGGUCGGUGUAGCGACUGCCACCUGGUUCUGGGGGUGGCUCGUGCCCACCAUCGGCCCCAUGCCUGGCGACGAGGGCUUCAUGUUCACCGGCGUCCUCCGGCUGCCCCAAUUCGCCGCCAAUGCCAUGGGCCUGGCCCGAGGCCCUGCUAUCUCGGGCGCCCUCGCCCUGGGAGUGAUGAGCCUGUGGUCCGGGUUUGUGGCUGCCGCCAGCGAGGUGGUGGACAUCUUUGGCUGGGACGACAACCUGACCAUCCCGGUGCUGAGCGGCAUAGGAAUCUGGGGUUUCCUGAAGGUCUUUGGUUAA
Thyridium curvatum is the source of this 1194-nucleotide messenger RNA. RefSeq lists its product as uncharacterized. Lineage: Eukaryota; Fungi; Ascomycota; Sordariomycetes; Thyridiales; Thyridiaceae. The transcript has a single exon. Gene Ontology annotation, cellular component: endoplasmic reticulum membrane. The coding region runs from base 1 to 1194 and encodes 397 amino acids. Gene Ontology annotation, biological process: phosphatidic acid biosynthetic process. The record is from RefSeq and is a predicted model, not a curated record. Gene Ontology annotation, molecular function: ATP-dependent diacylglycerol kinase activity.